Impatiens glandulifera is the source of this 1281-nucleotide messenger RNA. RefSeq names its product protein phosphatase methylesterase 1-like. Gene Ontology annotation, biological process: protein demethylation. Lineage: Eukaryota; Viridiplantae; Streptophyta; Magnoliopsida; Ericales; Balsaminaceae. Gene Ontology annotation, molecular function: protein methylesterase activity. The transcript has 13 exons. The coding region runs from base 53 to 1108 and encodes 351 amino acids. The record is from RefSeq and is a predicted model, not a curated record.
UUCGAUGACGCAGACACGGUAGUAGCGAGAUCGGAGAGAAAUUUUCGAAGCGAUGAAUUCCUCGACGGACGAUCCAAACUUCACUACGGUUCAUGAAGACAGUCAAGAACUCUCAAAGCUUCAUCAACAAAACAGUAACAACAAUGUCAAUUCAGUCUUCUCCUCCGUCCCCAGUCGACCUCCAAUCCAAACUUCUUCAGAAAAAUACAAGCCAAUAGAUUGGACAAGUUAUUUUGAUGAAGAGGACGACAUUCAAAUCCCUAAUUCAAAUGAUGUUUUUCACAUAUAUAAAGCAGGGACAAAAGGACCAGUUGUAUUUUGCUUGCAUGGAGGUGGUUAUUCAGGACUUUCUUUUGCACUCGUCACUAGUACCAUUAAACAAAAAGCUAGGGUUGUUGCCAUGGAUCUAAGAGGACAUGGAAAGUCAGCCACAGAAGAUGAGAUUGAUCUAUCUAUUGAGACCCUAUGCAAUGAUGUCCUUGCUGUUUUAAAAGCUCUGUAUGGAGACUCCCCUCCUGCAAUUGUGCUCAUUGGCCACAGCAUGGGAGGUGCAGUUGCAGUUAAUGUUGCUGCGAAGAGGGCAUUACCAAGUUUGUGCGGGCUAGUUGUUGUGGAUGUGGUUGAGGGAACUGCAAUGGCUUCACUUAUGCAUAUGCAGAAUAUACUUUCAAAUAGAGUACAACACUUUGCGACCAUUGAGAAAGCGAUUGAGUGGAGUAUUAAAGGAGGUACAUUGAGAAAUGUGGACUCUGCCAGAGUUUCUAUUCCUGGCACACUGAAGUAUGAUGAAUCAAAAAAUUGUUAUGUUCAUCGAGCCAAGCUGGAAGAAACUGACCAAUAUUGGAGGAGCUGGUAUGAAGGCCUUUCAGAAAAGUUUUUGUCAUGUCCAGUGCCAAAGCUCUUAUUGCUGGCUGGAACCGACAGGAUGGACAGAGCUCUAACCAUUGGUCAAAUGCAAGGAAAGUUCCAAAUCGUGGUUGUUAAAAACACUGGCCAUGCUAUUCAGGAAGAUGUACCUGAGGAAUUCGCCACUCUCGUAAUCAAAUUCAUUUCACGUAAUCGAAUAGGACCCCAUGGUGUUGAGAUUCCUGGAAUCCGAAGACCUUAGCAGGUAUCAUCUUCUUAUUCUACACAUUGAUUUAAUGGAGUUUUAAUUUUCAAUCUUAACUGAUGAUGGUAUACUUUAGCAGCAAAAAUAAACAAAGCUUUUGAAAAAGAAUAUACCAAAUAUAUAAUUUUAUGUAUUGGACUACUCCUUUGUAUUUGAAUCAAUAAUAAUAA